AUUCACCCUCACAUUAAAGAAUCGCUUUCAUAUUCUUCGUCACCAGAUUAUAACUCUUCGGCUAUAAAUAAGUCACGACCUUCUGAUAGUUCAUCACAUUCUAUCACGCAUCAAGAAAUGGAAGAGUUUUUAAGAAGUCAUAGACAAGAGCUCAGGGAAAUUAGCGACACUAGUAAACAAGAAACUAAACUCUUGGCGAACUUUACCUUAGGAAUGAACUCCAAUAAUGACUUGGGCGGAACACAUGAGAUUACAGUUGGUGCUUUUGAACAAUACCUCGAUGAAUUAGACGGACUUUUAGAAUCCAAAGAACGAGUUAUCUCUGAAUUGAGACGCAAAAUAUCACAGCUUUGGCGACGAAGCUAA
This is a messenger RNA of Acaulospora colombiana, 366 nucleotides long. The record is from the annotation of a GenBank genome assembly. Lineage: Eukaryota; Fungi; Glomeromycota; Glomeromycetes; Diversisporales; Acaulosporaceae.